AUGUUGUCCUACCCAAGAAGUCCAACUCCACCGGAGGAUAGAAGCCCUCCUCGCUCGCAAUCGCCACACUGCGUCAGUUGGGCGCCCGAGGUCACUGAAACAUGGGCACAGCAGACAGAAAUCACUUGGUCUAGCUCUGAUUUCCUCCCAUUUCACGACAAAUGGUUCCUGAACGAUACAGUGCCAGCACCACCAGAGCUUGCAAGCCCACAUAGAUAUCAUGCCAUCCAGGAUUCACAGGUCCGACUCCUGCGCCUGGCCCCGGGCGACCAGGGCGACCCUCUCCGCUGUGCUCUGAAGCCCGUGGACCUGCGGCGGAUUGCCCACGUCGCCGACGGCAGGCGGCCGGCUUAUAAGUACCAGGCCCUCUCCUACGCCUGGGGAGACGAGGAGCCGACGGAGAAUCUUAUGAUCAACGUGGAGCCGAACCCGCAGGUCAUCGACGAUGUCUUCCGCCAGAGCCUGCAGGAUGACCUGCGAAACAAGGCCGUUGGCUUGCUCAAGAUACGGCCUAACCUGAUGCAGGCCUUGGUGCGCCUUCGAGCCAAGAAGGAGGCCAUCUGGCUUUGGGUCGAUGCAAUAUGUAUCAACCAGGAGGACGAGCUCGAGAAGAACCACCAACUCACCAAGAUGCCCACUGUUUUCGGGAACGCCUGGUCUGUGGCUAUAUGGAUUGGCCACGACAGCGACCCAACGGCCCAGGACAUGGCCAUGAAGUUUAUCCCCACCAUACUGAACCUCACGCUUCUGGAUAGGUUGCUGGCUAGGUCAAAACCAGAAGAAGCAACGUUGAAGUACUGGGUAGCCUUCGCAGCGCUACUCAGGCGCCCCUGGUUCAGCAGACGAUGGGUCAUCCAGGAAGUUGCCUUUGCCAAGAGGGCGGCGUUGCGCUGCGGCGACAACAUUGUCAACUGGCUGGACUUUGUCGAUGCUGUGGAGCUGUUCUUCCGGAAGCUGAAUCGCAUACGCGCGCUCUACAGCGCCUCCGAGCUCUCAAAACAGAGGCCGGACGCGCUCAACCGUGUAGAGUCCGCGGGCGCACUCGCCCUCCUGCAAGCGUCCAAUGGUGUCCUGAGGAAAGGGGCGAACGGAGCAGUCCUGGAUAGGCUGUGGCGCCUGGAAGCUUUAGUGAUGAGGUUCACCUCUUUUGAGACCACAGACCCGCGCGAUACGGUCUACGCGCUCAUGUCCUUGGCCUCCGACGUACCUAUAGACAGCAAUGGGGCCGAGGGUCACUCGGACGAGACAGAAGGCCAUCAAACGCUAAUAUCUCAGUAUCACCGGGAUCCCGUCGACACUUUCAUAGACUUUGUCAAGUCUUGCAUUGAAACAUCAGGGUCGCUAGAUGUGAUCUGCCGGCAUUGGGCACCGGCACUGAAGGAGGAGAUGCCAUCGUGGAUCGGACUUGUGGACCAGGCGCCAUUCGGGCCCCCAGGCCGGUUUAUGGGCAGAAUUAACGGCGAUAGUUUAGUCGGGGACCCAGGAAGCCAGGUCUUUAAUGCGUCAAAGGGAACGAAAGCGUCCGUGACCUUUCCCCUCUUCCAAGACGCCGCCCGGGUCGAGAGGCAUCCACACUCAGCAGACCAAGAUAAUAAGAAACGGAAGCGUCAGGAUGACGACUCAGAGUCAGUAGACAUGACACUGGGAGAGGGGACUCCUGUACGAGAAACGCAGCCCGCCGAUGGGUCCGCCCGGCCCGCACAGAACGCCGGAACACACCAAGACCUAUCCACUCAGGGAGAAAAAACGUCAACAACCGCCGAUCGUUCGAAAUCAGACCAAAGCCAGACACCGGAGCAGGGCCUGCGGAUCCGGCAUUUCAAGGGUACCCUCCUAGUCAAGGGCCUCGUGCUGCGGCGCAUCCGGCGCGUGAGCCCGCGCGUGGUCGACGGCACCAUCUCGGACGAGUGCCUGGAGCUGCUGGGGUGGCAGCGGGGCAACGGGGCGGCGGCGGCGGCGACGGACGUCAACGAGAUCCCGGACCCGCUCUGGCGCACGCUGGUGGCGGACCGGGGCUUCAACGGGCGCAACGCGCCGACGUGGUGCAAGCGCGCCUGCGCGCACGCCCUGACGCGCACCAGCCCCGAGGGCGACCUCAACACGUCCAAGAUCCUCGAGCGCGCCGUCGUGCCCGACCUGGUCAUGGAGUUCCUGCGCCGCGUGCAGAGCGUCGUCUGGAGCCGCAAGUUCUUCGAGACCGGGCCCUGGCUCGGCGACCAGAGGCCCGCCGCGGUCGCCGCCCCCGCCGAGGCGGCCGGGGCCGGGGCCGAGGACUCGGCGCCGCUCGUCGGCAUGGGCUCGCGCCACAUCCGCGCCCGCGACCUCGUCUGCAUCCUCUUCGGCUGCUCCGUGCCCGUGAUCCUGCGCCCGCUGGGGACCUCGGCCGCCAACAAGACCGUCACGGUCAGGUCCAUGGGCGAGUGCUUCGUGUACGGCAAGAUGGACGGCGAGGCGUUUGCGGGCCUGAGCAAAGACGAUGUGGAUGCCCGGACUGUUACGUUUGAGAUGUGGUAG
Messenger RNA from Neoarthrinium moseri, 2514 nucleotides. RefSeq lists its product as uncharacterized. The coding region runs from base 1 to 2514 and encodes 837 amino acids. The record is from RefSeq and is a predicted model, not a curated record. Lineage: Eukaryota; Fungi; Ascomycota; Sordariomycetes; Amphisphaeriales; Apiosporaceae. The transcript has a single exon.